Messenger RNA from Rhipicephalus microplus (southern cattle tick), 1590 nucleotides. RefSeq lists its product as uncharacterized. The record is from RefSeq and is a predicted model, not a curated record. Gene Ontology annotation, cellular component: transcription regulator complex; nucleus. Lineage: Eukaryota; Metazoa; Arthropoda; Arachnida; Ixodida; Ixodidae. Gene Ontology annotation, biological process: regulation of transcription by RNA polymerase II.
GUCCGCAACCAAAACACGCGCGUUUGUUCGCUCGCUCGCUCCCAGGCUCGAUGCCUCCAAAGCAAUCGCUCGCAAAGCUUGCGUGUAUUUGUCUCGCCGUUAAAACACUUUGCUCGUAACAAACUCAACUAAAUUGCGAUCAUUGGCUUAACCACGCGCCCCUAACUUGGUCCCGUCUUUGUCGAUCCCACUCGGUUGCCUAGGAAACGACGCCAAUCGCAGCGACAAUGGAGGUCGACUGGUGGCAGCUGCAGGCCAGCGUCAUCGCCGAGGUGAAGAAGUAUCCGUGCCUCUACAACUCCAACCGCAUCAGCCGAUGGAAUGCGCGUAGGCGGGCACCCUACUGGGAGGCCGUGGCUGCAGCCAUCAACGUACACAACGUGACGGAAGCCGACUGCCGACGCAUCUGGAGAGGCCUGCGCGACAAGUACGUACGCGAGAUCCGGCUCGGAAGCACGCGAAAUGUGGACGGCACACUUCUCUCGGCGCGAUCACAGUGGCCCUUCCUACGACGCCUGGACUUCCUCAGGGAGCACAUACGACCCAAGAGACUCAGGAGGUUUUCCAAGUAUACCAAAUUUACCAGGUUAACCGGGACAGCUUUGCAAGGGGAGGAGGCCGACAGCAUAGACAACAAUGAAUCAACAUCGAAUGACGUCCUGGCGCGCGGUUUCGCGUGCCAGGACGCAGCCGUGGAGGACGUCAGCGCGGAAGGGCGCUGGGAGUCACCAGUAGACUUUGAGAUCGACGUCUCCCCGGUACUCAGCGACGCUGCGAAUGAUUCCAUGGACGAAGGCGAAGCAGGUGCUCCACCAUCUCCGGCCCCAAUCUCGAAGCCGCCCAAGUCUGGACGCCGAAAGAGCGGUCUACAGCGACGCGGCACUGACGGGAGUAGCACUAGGGGAAGGAGGAAGAGGGGCAGAUCGACAUCCGGAAUCGCUUCGAGAAGCGAGCGCGGAAAGGCACCGCUGCCGGCGUCGCUAACCGACUGGGUCCAGCAAUGCCGGCGUGGACGACCUCCGAAAGGGCUGAGGCUGCUGCGACGCUGGAAGUCACCCGCUGAGGGGUCAUCCUCCUCGGACGAAGAAAACGACGGGGAAGAGGGUGUUGGCAAGUAUGAAGUCGACGACGAACAACGCGACAGCGAGGACGCCAAGCGAGAACGCCGAGAAGCGGCUAUCGAGGUGGCGCUGUACAGGUUCGUCACGACCGUCGUCAGCAAGGUGGCAUCCUCGUCAACUGCCGUCGGCGAGCCACUGUCCGUGAAAAGGGAAUUGAGAGUGGAUGCCGGAGACGGCGACACGCUGUUCCUGCUCGGACUGAGGGGCCUCAUGUGCAAUUUGGACGCCCAGAGCAAGUCGCAAGCGCAGAUCGACAUUCUCAAGCUGCUGCAAGAUCGCAUCGCCGACGCCGAAUCUCGGAGGCCAGAGUCUUGCGACGAGGUCGAUGAACAGGCGAAGCAAACAGUAACGACAGCGUUGUGAACGCCGAUGCACUAAAUGUGCCACAUGCGAUGCCUACUCCGCAUGAUAUUUGAUACAAUACCCACAAAAAGAAAGGUAAUAAAGCUCUCACAAGUUCGUGGAAAAG